GAUGGAGGCGCCGCUCGGUGGGCACCGGGCGCUGUACAAGAGCCCCGCCGCGCCGCCAUGGAAGGAGACGUACCGGCGGCGCUGCCUGGAGCGCCUGAGGAGCAGCCGGGAGCGGCUGCUGCACCGCUACCGCCGGGCCGGGCCGGGCCCUGGCGCGCUGCUGGUGCCGGAGGUGAUGGAGUGGGAGUGGCAGAGCCUGCAGGCCGAACGCGGCGCGCCGGGGGAUCGCGGGCAGCGCGCGCUGCGGCAGAUGCCCGAGGAUCCGGACGAGCUGGCGGUGCUGGAUGAAAUCCAGCAGGAGCUGAUCCUGCAAGAACAAUUGGUUAUAGAAGAAUAUGAGCGAAGUCUGCAGUUUGAUGAAGAAUGCCUCAAUGCAAUCCUCGAUGGCUUGGAUGCCAGCAACAAAAUCAUCUGCCCAGUGUGCAGAAAGAACCAUCUGACUGUGAGGAGCCACUCAGUUUUUUGCCAGUGUGGGUUGGAUGUCCCUGCCCAGGAUAUGACGGAAGAGAAGCUUCGGUCGCUUCUGGAAAACACUAUAACAGAGCACAGUCACAGGUGCCUUCACAGUCCGGAGUUCACAGUUACCAGUGGAAUGGAGGAGGAAGCCAGUCUUCUCAUGACCUGUCUGGUCUGUGACUUUUGGAUGAUACUCCUGUAAGUUGCUUCAGCUGCUGCUUUUUCAGUGACUUCAAGACUAGAAACUCAACCUAGAGCUGCUAUUGUCUUCUAAUGUAUAUAUACUCAUGUCUGCUGUGUCAGAAAUACUUCAGGGCAGUGCUACUGCCUUAACCUGCACUUUUGAUGGCACAGUCCAUGUUUUAUAAUAAAUAUUUCAUCCUUCA
Messenger RNA from Centrocercus urophasianus (Greater sage-grouse), 842 nucleotides. It is a transcript of the gene RPAIN, whose product is annotated as RPA interacting protein. The record is from RefSeq and is a predicted model, not a curated record. The transcript is spliced from 7 exons. Bases 2 to 658 code for a protein of 218 amino acids. NCBI's taxonomy places the organism in Eukaryota, Metazoa, Chordata, Aves, Galliformes, Phasianidae. Gene Ontology annotation, biological process: protein import into nucleus. Gene Ontology annotation, cellular component: nucleus; PML body.